This is a messenger RNA of Hemicordylus capensis (graceful crag lizard), 2232 nucleotides long. RefSeq names its product aspartyl-tRNA synthetase 1 (gene DARS1). Gene Ontology annotation, molecular function: aspartate-tRNA ligase activity; ATP binding; RNA binding. The record is from RefSeq and is a predicted model, not a curated record. Gene Ontology annotation, cellular component: aminoacyl-tRNA synthetase multienzyme complex; cytoplasm; cytosol. NCBI's taxonomy places the organism in Eukaryota, Metazoa, Chordata, Lepidosauria, Squamata, Cordylidae. The transcript is spliced from 16 exons. Bases 280 to 1791 code for a protein of 503 amino acids. Gene Ontology annotation, biological process: aspartyl-tRNA aminoacylation.
GGGAGGGGGGAGUCUGUAGAGGUGGCUCUCGCGUGACGUAGUGAUUCGUGUUCGCUCUUUUGCGUGUUCUACGUGCCCGGAAGCAGCCGCGCAUGCUGGCAUGCGAAGGGGGAGUCUAGGAGAAAGUCGCCGUUCCGUUGGGGUGGCCAGCGAGACGGGUUGAAUUGCAGAGGGAGAGGGGAGAGGUUAAGAAAGGCUUUGCCAGGCGGUACGGGAGCCUAAAAGGGACAAACAAAAAACAACAAGGCUCUGGCUAACUUUGUUGCUGGAGGUGGCAAAAUGCCCGGUGUUGCUGCCCGUAAGAACCAGGAGCGGAACCGAGACCACGCUAUGGAGCCGCCUGCAGCUGAUGACUAUGCAAAAGAAAGAUAUGGAGUAUUGCCGAUGAUACAGUCGCAGGAGAAACCAGAUCGUGUUUUGAUUCGAAUAAAGGACUUGACAGGAGAAAAAGCUGAUGAAGUUGUCUGGGUUCGUGGCAGGAUUCAUACUAGCAGAGCAAAAGGGAAGCAGUGUUUCUUAGUCCUACGUCAGCAGCAGUUUAAUGUCCAGGCUCUGGUGGCUGUGGGAGACCAUGCAAGUAAGCAGAUGGUAAAGUUUGCUGCCAAUAUCAACAAAGAGAGCAUUGUUGACAUCGAAGGUGUUGUGAGGAAAGUGCCAAAUAAAAUUGGAAGCUGCACUCAGCAAGAUGUUGAGCUGCAUGUUCAAAGGAUCUAUGUGAUUAGUUUGGCUGAACCCCGACUGCCCUUGCAGCUGGAUGAUGCUGUUCGUCCAGAGGUGGAAGGAGAAGAGGAAGGAAGAGCUACCGUAAAUCAGGAUACAAGAUUGGACAACAGAGUGAUUGAUCUGAGGACCUCAACUAGCCAAGCUGUCUUUCGCCUCCAAUCUGGUAUUUGCCAGCUUUUUCGAGAAACUCUCAUCCACAAGGGGUUUGUGGAAAUUCAGACUCCAAAGAUCAUUUCUGCUGCGAGUGAAGGUGGUGCCAAUGUGUUUACUGUUUCCUACUUCAAAAGCAGUGCCUAUCUUGCACAGUCCCCACAGCUUUACAAGCAGAUGUGUAUUUGUGCUGACUUUGACAAGGUUUUCUGUAUUGGGCCAGUAUUUAGAGCAGAAGACUCAAAUACUCACAGACAUUUGACAGAGUUUGUUGGACUGGAUAUUGAAAUGGCCUUUAACUACCAUUAUCAUGAAGUGGCGGAUGAGAUCGCUGACACCAUGGUGCAGAUAUUCAAAGGACUCCAAGAAAGAUUUCAGACGGAAAUUCAGGCUGUGAGCAAACAGUUUCCAUGUGAACCAUUCAAAUUCUUGGAGCCAACUCUGAGGCUGGAGUAUCGGGAGGCUCUCGCUAUGCUUCGUGAAGCUGGAGUAGAGAUGGGGGAUGAGGAUGAUCUCAGUACACCAAGUGAAAAGCUCUUGGGCCGUCUGGUAAAGGAAAAGUAUGACACAGACUUCUAUAUUCUUGAUAAAUAUCCCCUGGCUGUAAGACCAUUCUAUACGAUGCCAGACCCAGCAAACCCUAAAACCUCCAAUUCCUAUGAUAUGUUCAUGAGAGGAGAAGAGAUCCUGUCUGGGGCUCAACGAAUUCACGAUCCACAGCUGUUGACUGAGAGGGCCCUCCAUCAUGGCAUUGAUUUAGAGAAAAUUAAGGCUUACAUCGAUUCAUUUCGUUUUGGUGCACCUCCCCAUGCUGGCGGUGGCAUAGGAUUGGAAAGAGUUACCAUGCUGUUUCUUGGAUUGAGCAAUGUUCGGCAGACAUCUAUGUUCCCUCGUGAUCCCAAACGUCUAACGCCUUAAGAAAACUUAGGUUUGCUCCCUGCUCUCAGUGACCCAGCAUAACUGCAGUGUGCAGCAGAAGGACAUCUCCUCUACUGAAGUGCCACAAUAACAGAAGUUUGACUUGUUUAAUACUAAUAAUUUAAAGUCAGCUAUUUUAACAGAUCUGGAUUCUAGAGUAGAAAAGAUCACUUUUUACGAACCUGUAUUAAGCUGAGAGUAUUAUUAUCAUGUACUUUAGCAAAUUUCUAAACAACUUGAACUUUCAUAAUAGUUGUGUAAUAAAAAUUCAUUUUUUAACACAUGGUAACAAUUAUAGAUCUCAAACUAUAACAAUUGAUCAACAAUAAAAGAAUUAGAAAGUAGUGGCAAGGAUUAUCUUGAGAAGCAGCUGGGAAGUAGUGGAAUAAGUUUGGUUCUACUAAAUUGUACAUUCAGGUUACAAUAAAACUCCGAAGUAUA